CACUUCUUAUACCAGUAUUCUCUCCAGUUUUUCUUGGACAUCUAUCAUAAUGUCUUGUAUGAGAACCCAAAUUUGAAGGGAAUUACAGACCAUACCCAGCGUCUCUCAAUCAUCACAAAAGACCUCUUCCAGGUGGCUUUCAAUAGAGUAGCUCGUGGCAUGUUACAUCAGGAUCACAUAACCUUUGCUAUGCUGUUGGCCAGAAUUAAACUUAAAGGCACAAUUGGGGAGCCUACAUAUGAUGCAGAAUUCCAACAUUUCUUAAGAGGAAAAGAAAUUGUACUCAGCACAGCAUCUCUCCCAAAGAUCAGUGGACUUACAACAGAACAAAUGGAAGCUAUGAUGAGAUUGAGCUGCCUUCCUGAGUUUAAGGACCUGGUUUCUAAGGUUCAAGCUGAUGAGCAAUUCUGUAUCUGGUUGGAGAGCAGUUCACCAGAGCAGACUGUGCCAUACAUUUGGUCUGAAGAAAAACCUGCAACACCUAUUGGGCAGGCCAUUCAUCGUUUACUCUUGAUCCAGGCAUUCCGUCCAGAUCGUCUGCUAGCCAUGGCACAUGCCUUUGUUUCAGCAAACCUUGGCAAAUCCUUUAUGUCUAUUAUGGAGCAGCCAUUAGAUCUGACACACAUUGUAAAUACUGAGGUGAAACCUAAUACUCCUGUACUGAUGUGUUCUGUACCUGGCUAUGAUGCCAGUGACCAUGUUGAAGAUCUUGCCACUGAACAAAACACACAGAUUACCUCUAUUGCUAUAGGCUCUGCUGAAGGAUUUAAUCAAGCAGAUAAGGCAAUAAACACAGCAGUGAAAUCUGGCAGGUGGGUGAUGCUAAAGAAUGUCCAUCUGGCUCCUGGUUGGUUGAUGCAGCUAGAGAAGAAGCUGCAUUCUUUACAACCUCAUGCUUGCUUCAGACUUUUCCUUACAAUGGAGAUAAAUCCCAAGGUGCCGGUGAAUUUGCUGCGUGCUGGUCGGAUCUUUGUGUUUGAACCUCCACCUGGUGUAAAGGCGAACAUGCUGAGGACAUUCAGUAGUAUUCCUGUUUCUAGAAUAUGCAAGUCUCCAAACGAACGUGCUCGUUUAUAUUUCCUCCUUGCCUGGUUCCAUGCCAUCAUUCAAGAACGUUUGCGAUAUGCUCCCCUGGGCUGGUCCAAGAAAUAUGAAUUUGGUGAAUCUGAUCUGAGAUCUGCCUGUGACACAAUAGAUACAUGGCUGGAUGAUGCAGCAAAGGGCCGCCAAAACAUUUCACCUGAUAAGAUCCCAUGGUCUGCUCUGAAGACAUUGAUGGCACAGUCCAUUUAUGGAGGUCGCAUUGAUAAUGAAUUUGAUCAGCGUCUGCUAAACACUUUCCUGGAGCGUUUGUUUACCACUUUGAGCUUUGAUAGUGAAUUCAAACUGGCUUGCAAGGUUGAUGGACAUAAGGAUAUUCAAAUACCAGAUGGAAUCAGACAUGAAGAAUUUGUCCAAUGGGUUGAGUUGCUGCCAGAUACACAAACCCCAUCCUGGCUUGGUUUACCAAACAAUGCAGAAAGAGUUCUUCUCACCACACAGGGUAAAACUUGUAUUUGAC
Molecule: messenger RNA, 1561 nt
Organism: Terrapene triunguis (Three-toed box turtle)
Lineage: Eukaryota; Metazoa; Chordata; Testudines; Emydidae
Product: cytoplasmic dynein 1 heavy chain 1-like
Exons: 12
Biological process (GO): microtubule-based movement
Cellular component (GO): dynein complex
Molecular function (GO): minus-end-directed microtubule motor activity; dynein intermediate chain binding; dynein light intermediate chain binding
Source: RefSeq, a predicted model, not a curated record